Messenger RNA from Photinus pyralis (common eastern firefly), 740 nucleotides. RefSeq names its product putative nuclease HARBI1. The transcript is spliced from 3 exons. Bases 126 to 740 code for a protein of 204 amino acids. NCBI's taxonomy places the organism in Eukaryota, Metazoa, Arthropoda, Insecta, Coleoptera, Lampyridae. The record is from RefSeq and is a predicted model, not a curated record.
AAUCUUCGUAAAAUAUACGUGAAAGGUAAGUAAAAUCAAAAGUAAAAAAAUUAUUUUCCAUUGACAUACGCUUCUAAUUUACUUAUAUACCUAACCUCAAAAGCAAUUGCAGGAUCUUAAAAAAAAUGUAUUUUCAUGAACUGGAUGAUGAAAUAGAGAUGCAGGAAAUUGAAGAUUUAGGAUUAAAUCGCCAGAGAUAUAUGGUUAGGGAGAGACAAGAUAAUUUCCAUGGAUGGAAUGAGGAACAAUUUUUCAAUCGCUUUAGAGUGACAAAAAAUACUGCACUUCACCUUAAUGGUCUCAUUGAAGACAAUAUAAGACAUCGCACAGAUAGAAAUCAUGCUGUAUCACCUUUACAACAGUUACUAGUUGCUCUUAGGUUUUAUGCUUGUGGUAGUUUUCAAAUAGUAGCUGGAGAUUUUGGAGGUUUACAUCGAACCACUUCUGGACAAAUUAUAAGAAGAGUGUCAAGGGCUAUUGCGGAAUUAAGCCCAGUGUACACUAAAAUGCCAGAUACCGUUGAGGAAAUGGCAAUAAUCAAGCAAGGUUUCUAUGCUAUCGCAAGGUUUCCUAGAGUUAUUGGUGCCAUUGAUUGCACACACAUAAGAAUCCAAAAUCCAGGUGGUGAACAUGCUGAGAAUUUCAGAAACAGAAAAGGUUUUUUUUCUAUCAACGUCCAAGCUGUACAAAUCCCGCAGAGCACUAUUUUAAUGAAUGCCAAAUCAGAACAAGGACAAUAA